AUGGACGACGAGGAGCAUGUGCGGGUGCACGAUGCCCUGGAGGGUUUGACCGUCGACGCGGCGAACUCGAGCGGUUCGAGGUCAAGGUCGCAUAGCAUGUCCCCGGAUCAGAAGCCUCGCAGCGAUAGCGCAUCGACCCCAGACGUGAACGGCAUCCAAGCACAAAAGUCCUCGCGGAAAGCAGCCCCCAAGAUCGCACCCCGACCGCCCGCCCUUUUUGACGACGUGCCCGACGUGACCGAGGAGGCUUGUGGUCAUUUUCAGCUCAUCCCCGACUGUCUGUACGGGUCUAAAUCGCUGGGUGCGUCCGAGCACGAUGCCUUGGACUGCGAUUGUGCCGAGGAAUGGCGUGACGGCGUGAACCACGCGUGCGACGAAGAGUCCGACUGCAUCAACCGUGUCACGAAGAUGGAGUGCGUCGACCGAGAAUGCAACUGUGGCGACGGCUGUCAGAACCAGCGAUUCCAGCAGAAGAGAUAUGCCGAUGUCUCCGUCAUCAAAACCGACAAGAAAGGCUUCGGGCUGCGUGCAAACAGAGAUUUACAAGCUAACGACUUCAUCUUUGAGUAUAUUGGCGAGGUCAUCAACGAGCCGACUUUCCGACGCCGAAUGAUCCAGUAUGACCAUGAGGGCAUCAAGCAUUUCUAUUUCAUGUCACUGACAAAGCACGAGUUUGUCGAUGCGACAAAGAAGGGUAACCUCGGCCGUUUUUGCAACCACUCCUGCAAUCCCAACUGCUAUGUGGACAAGUGGGUUGUUGGCAGCAAGCUGCGCAUGGGCAUUUUUACCAGUCGCAAGGUCCAGGCUGGCGAAGAACUGGUCUUCAACUACAACGUCGACCGCUAUGGUGCUGACCCCCAGCCCUGCUACUGCGCCGAACCCAACUGCAUUGGCUUCAUUGGUGGCAAGACCCAAACCGAGCGUGCUACCAAGCUUUCCGAUGCAACGAUCGAAGCUCUUGGGAUUGACGAUGCUGAUGGCUGGGACACGGCGGUGGCCGUGGUCAAGAAACCCCGCAAGAAGCGACUGGAAGAGGACGAUGAGGACUACGUUAACAGCGUACAAGCUCGCGGCCUUGACGAGAAGGGUGUCCAAAAGGUUAUGGCUUCGCUCAUGCAGUGCAAGGAGAAAUGGAUCGCGGUCAAGCUCUUGGAGCGGAUCGAAGGUUGCGAUGAGCGCCUGCUCCCCUACGUUGUGCGAAUGCACGGAUAUGAAAUCCUCAAAACCACGCUAAACUCUUUCAAAGAUGAUCACAACGUCGUCCUCCAGGUUCUCGAUGUUUUGAAGAAAUUCCCUCGCUUGACCCGCAACAAGAUCGCUGACUCAAAGAUUGAGACGGUCAUAGAGCCUCUUGGCCAAUCCGACCACGAAGAUAUCGCAUCAGAAUCCAAGCGACUGCUCGAGGUCUGGAGCAAACUGGAAACUGGCUACCGUAUACCCCGGAAGGCCCGCAACGCACAAGGCACUGCUCUGCCUACCAACUCCUUCGAAGAACGGCGUGGUGUUCGCCAAGAACCACAACACAAAGUUGCUCAAAUUGCUUUACCAGAUAACGUUCCGAAAGGUCCUCGUAGUAGCGUUCCUCAACGCAACCUCAACCUGGUCCACCAGCAGCGGGUUCGUCGUGCUCCUGAUCCGAGCACACUACCUCUUGGCUGGUUCAUAGCCCAUGAUAACCAGGGCAAAUACUACUUUUACACCAAGGGUGGUACAGUGCAAUGGCAAAAGCCCACCACUCCGGCCCCAGAAGCCUUUCAGAAUGCUCCUUCCAGGGCCGCACAGGAACAAAGGUCACUGCAGGACAUUAUCGAUUCUCUGUCCAAGCCCAAGUCCGCGACUCAUACGCCACAACAGAUCAACACGCCGGUCCAGGAGCCCAAGAAAGAGAAGUGGCGAUCGUACCCACUCGAGAAGCAGAUGAGGAUCUACGAGAACACGCUCUUCCCUCACGUCAGAUACGUAAUGGACAAGUUCCGGCACAAGCUCCCGAAAGAUGACCUUAAGAAGUUCGGCAAAGAGAUCAACAAAAAACUGGUUUCUUCCGACUACAAGAACAAUCGUGUCGAAGAUCCCACCUCGGUAUCGAAGAAGCAGGAACACAAGAUCAAGAAAUAUGUCAAGGAGUUCUUCGACAAGGCUGUCAUCAAAUACAACGCGGCAGAGAAGAAGAAGUCCGAAAAGGGCCAAAGCGGCGCCAAUAGCUUCUCUGGUACGCCCACGGGUACGACCAAGCUCGACGACGACAUGAAAGUUGAGGAUGAUAUUAUCAUGUCCGACGAUGAGGGUAUUGAUUCAACACCGCCCGAGCAAAAGCGAAAGCGAGAUGAUGACGUUGAUAUGACACCGUCCGGUCCUUCGCCAAAACGUGUCAAGGAAGAAGAUGCGCCACCUCCGCCGCCUCCGCCCCCACCCCCUGCCGGUGAUGCUCUAGUCGAUCCACCAGUCGAUGCUGAUACAGAUACGUUGCGCCAGCAGGAGGCAGAACUUGAACGUGCUCGUGGCAAUGCCGAGGGGAGCCGGUGUAACAGCCAUGGCGGCACCGCUGAAGAGUGUCACCAGAGACCCUGA
Messenger RNA from Truncatella angustata, 2568 nucleotides. RefSeq lists its product as uncharacterized. The transcript is spliced from 3 exons. Gene Ontology annotation, biological process: regulation of DNA-templated transcription. Gene Ontology annotation, cellular component: chromosome; nucleus; chromatin. Gene Ontology annotation, molecular function: histone H3K36 methyltransferase activity; protein binding. The record is from RefSeq and is a predicted model, not a curated record. Lineage: Eukaryota; Fungi; Ascomycota; Sordariomycetes; Amphisphaeriales; Sporocadaceae. The coding region runs from base 1 to 2568 and encodes 855 amino acids.